This is a messenger RNA of Aspergillus heteromorphus CBS 117.55, 2752 nucleotides long. RefSeq lists its product as uncharacterized. The record is from RefSeq and is a predicted model, not a curated record. The transcript has 3 exons. Bases 1 to 2670 code for a protein of 889 amino acids. Lineage: Eukaryota; Fungi; Ascomycota; Eurotiomycetes; Eurotiales; Aspergillaceae.
AUGACUGAAGAUCUCAAGAGAAAGUCAGACCAAGCCGGCCUUGGUGACGAUGGAUCCCCGUCCCUGAAGCCGAGACUCGAACCCGACAACUUCGACCUCCCUUCUGUCGGAGCCUCACUGGCAGAUGUCGAUUUUAGCACUUUUCUCGUGGACAACGACGCUUUGUUCAAUAGUACAAACUCUUCUUUCCAGCGGGAAUUCGAGGAAGUUAUGGCUAAGCUCCCGCUACCAGAGAGCCUGGCUAUCCCGGAUGCACCCGUUCAGACUGGCCAAGGUGCAGUUGUUCCUGUCAAUGACGAGCAGUAUCAGACGAUUGAGUCCACUGAGGCUGAAUUGCCGCUCGUUAUCAGCAUUGCCUCGACUCCAAAGGCCGGAACGAGCCAACCCGAAGAUACAAACCCCAGUGCAGUCCAAAAUCAGGAUGAAACCCCUGAGAAUGAGACCGGUGUUGCAGGCAAGGACACCGUGAAGUCCGGAAAGUCCAAAACCAACAAGAAGUCCCAGAAGAAAACCACGAAGAAGAAGAGCAGUGGCUCAGGUAAAAAAGCUUCCAAGUCGAGAUCAAAAAAGUUCAAAACGACCAAGUCCAUUGAUGCGAACAUCCUCAAAACCUCCACGGUUGACUACUCAGCAAGGGUACGCGAGCACAACGAGACAUUGCCAUCGAGAACAAUCAUAGCCUGUGAUCGGUGCAAGGUAUGUGUUUUCUUCAGCGUUACUGUUGUUAUUGUUAUUCUGACUGCUGUUUCUGCUACUGUCACCGGCCAUGAGCUAACAUCUACUUCCAUCAGGCCCGAAGAACUACUUGCAGUCGUGGUGAAGUCACUUGCGACAGAUGUGAGGAAGACGGAACUGAAACUCGAUGAGAUGAAUGAGCUGGUGAGGAAAUUCGCUUACUACCUGAAAGGAGAGUCCGAAAGAGCCAAGGCUCUAAGAGAGCAACUUGAAGCUCAUGGUUAUUAUCAGCCUAACGGGCAAUUUCACGACAAACCCAUGCACUGGGACGCCCAGACUGGUGCCCCGAUGAAUCAACGGACGUUAAGACAAGAUCGGCAAGCAUCGUGGGAGAAAGAAGUGGCCAAGUUCCUGGCUGACAACCCUCCAGAAGACCCCCGGGGCUCCGGCGAGAUUCCUAAAUAUUGGUCUCCGAACGAAGAUCGGCAGGAAAUUAUGCCGCUGUCACACAUAGCGGUUCAGGAACGCAUACCGCUUACAAUGAGUCAGCGCCGACAAUUACAAAUGCAGCUGUACUACUAUCGCCAUUACAUCUCUGAUGAUGAGCCAGAUUGGGUGGAUACUGAUGAUGAAGAUGAAGAUAAAGAUAAAGGUGAUGAGAGAGGGGGAGAGGAAGAAGAGAAAGGGAAGGGGAAGGGCAAGAAAACCGCUAAGAGGAAGGGGAAGAAAGAGGGGGCGAAAGAGAGAAAGGGUAAGGCUAAGGCUAAGGCGAAGGAAGAAGAUGCGGAAGACGAAUUGGAACAGCAAGAAGGAUAUGAAGAAGAAGAAGAGGGGUUGAAAACCCCCGAAUAUCUCGACGAAAUCGCGGACUUCGAGGAUAAUAACUUCCUGACAGGGGAAAAACAAGUAUCGGAGCAAGUGGAGUUAGCAAACCUGGUGGUCAAGAAGAAGAAGAAUCCAACGGGUGGAUCAUCGCAGCCACCACCACCACCACCAAAGAAGGGAGCGAAGAAGGCGGUGGUCAAUCAGGAGGCAACAGAUGCGCUCAAACAGCUGGUCAACGAAGGGCCAACGAAAGGGAUCAACAAGAGCACGAUGGAUAUCAACCAGGAGCUAACGCAGCAGCCAAAUCAACCUGAGAUACCAACAGCCCAAGAUCUGCUCCGUCAAUCAGGGAUACAAAAGCAACAGGACCUGGACUUUCCGAGCUAUGAACUCGACGCACUCCCUUUCCUAUACGACGAGGAAUUCAAAGCCCCAGCCCCAGCAUCAGAACUGCCGCAGCAGCAGCAACAGCAGACGCCUCCGAACCAACAACAGUUCCCCUGGCAAUUGCCAAUGGCCCAAGAAGUGCCCAACCCCAACAUGGGGCGCUACUUCCAACCCCCAAUGGCUCCUGCUAAUACCAGCACCGUGCCAUACAAUUCCAAUCUCAUGCAAGGAUCUCCAACCGGGGCUGGCGCCUUCGGACGUCAUCACUUCACACAACCACAACCCCAACCCCAACCCCAGGCUAAUUCAUAUAUUAAUCCAGCUCAGUUCCUGCACCACCAUUAUACGGGCCCUCCCCAGGCCACGGGCUAUCCCCAGAACAUGGGUCCUCUCCAGACCACGGGCUAUUCCCAACAUACCACUCCCUUCCAGUCUGGGAUGCCAGCCUAUGACACUGCUCUCCAGAGCUACUAUGCUCAGAUGCAGGUGCCCCCGACGAAUGUGCUGGAUGCCAACGGAGGAAACUUUUCUAUCGACCCCGCCGAGCUGGUGAAACACGCUCAGAGCAUGCAGAAAAAGCAACUGGAUGCGAGUCAGCAACUCCCAGCUCAGAGAGUAGCAGGUGAUGCGCGCCAGGUUGCUAACAUGCAGCAGACCAACAACCGCCACCACCACCCCCAAAACAACAGUGGCUAUGUCUUUGCACGUGGUAAUGGUAAUGGUAAUGCCAAUGCCAAUGGCAUGAUGCCUCCGCCGGUGCAGGGACAUAUGAUGCGGAGGUAGUGGGGGGUGAGCUGGGCAACCAACAGUCAUGCAGCCAGCCGUGAGUGAGUGAGUGAAUGGGUAUACACUUUCCUCUUUCUCC